GCAGAGAUCAGCCAGGGACGGAGAAGCCUAGCUACCAUACAAAGUACGAGUAUCAAGAUCAAGGUGUAGAAUACUAGACAUGAAGCCUUUCUUGGCUGUUCUUGUUCUCGUCUCUUUUCUCUCGUUUGUUGAGCUCAGGGAUGCAAGAAAGGAGCCAAGGGAAUAUUACUGGAAGAGCAUGACGAAGGAUCAGCCUAUGCCGGAAGCAAUCAAGGACCUUUUCGUUCAAGAUCCUGCCGGUGCUGGCAAACUGAACCAUUUUGUCAAGGAUUUCGAUACGAGGCACAGCGCCAUCAUAUAUCACAGUCAUGACGAGAAGGACAAGCUGAAAGAAACGAAUCCUACGAAUGCUCGGGAUCACGAGGAAGACAAGGCAUAUGCGCCAUGAGGAGAGAAAACUUGUGAUCAAGACCUGUCACUUGUGUUUGUCGAGCAUCAAGGAGUGCUGUGCUUUUAACUGGUUGAUUAGUGUGUACAAGUGUGGCUAUGUUAUUAAAUUAAAGAUGCGCUCAUAAAAUUAGGCGCAAGUCGGUAGCUAUAUGAAGGGGGUUCAGAAACCUUUACUACAAUAAAAAGAGACGAUCAUAUCUCUUAAGAAAUGAUCAAUUAAAUA
Populus nigra (black poplar) is the source of this 613-nucleotide messenger RNA. RefSeq lists its product as uncharacterized. Lineage: Eukaryota; Viridiplantae; Streptophyta; Magnoliopsida; Malpighiales; Salicaceae. The coding region runs from base 80 to 388 and encodes 102 amino acids. The transcript is spliced from 2 exons. The record is from RefSeq and is a predicted model, not a curated record.